AUUAUAAAGUUCGCGGCUAGUGGAUGCGCGCGGCUGCCAAAACUUUCAAACUGUUGAAAAACGCCGGCGCGAGUGAUACUAGGUUGACAGUUUGCUGUUCUGAAUUUUUAAUGCUAGAAUAAAUCGCAAUUUUAUGAGAAAGUCCGCCGCGUCGCUGAACUUCACUUCCACGGUCGUGUGUGCGCCAAACGAAUUCUGACAAAGUAAACAACUUUUUGUGUAAUCAAGAAACAACCACCCACCAUGCUGCCGCUGCAGGAGCCAGUGCAGCAGCCAGAGCCGCAACCCCAGAGCUUUAAUUGGCAACUGGAGGAUUACGCCUACUUUCGUAAAUGUGGAGAACUUACCACAUCGCCGGAUGUACAGAGCUUUGGCUUCAAUUGCGCCUUUUGCCCUGCAAUUUGCUUGCAGUUCUCGGUGUUUAUGGAUCACAUUCGCGGCCAGCAUAUUCAGGAAAUGAGACGACGGUACGAGGACUGCGAGGAUACAAUCGAACAAACAACCCAAACAGAUUUAAUGAUAAUGGAAAUGGACUGCCAUGACAUAUUCCAACUGGAAGACCAAGACCAGACCACCACAGCCAGCAAAGGCACCAAGAAAUCGAAUUUGAAUGGAAUGGUGAUAGAGACGGAGACGGAGGAAAACACGGCAGACACGCAACGCCUGGCGGUGAUAGACAUGGACAUUCAGUUAAUGAAUAUCGUCGCGGCGACCCCCGCAAUGCAGCUAUCCCAUGCAGUGGGAGCACCCGAAAUAGAUUUGGUUUAUGUUAUGGAAAAUCCAUUGCCACCCUCGCCGCCGCCUUCCGCGGACAUUUUGGGUGACGGGAAGACCUGCCUGCAGGCACUGGAUCCAUUUGAAGUGCUUCAUGAAGUGGUAGAUAUGGUCACGCCCACACCGACGCUCUCACCUUUGGCUGGUGAGAUUGGUGUUGUGGCUGGCGCUGACGUUGGGGUCGCUCCACUUCCACUGCCGCGAUACGAAACACGACGCGUGGCAAUGCAGCGCAAGCUUCGUCAAGCGGAAAACAAGAAUGCAAAAGAUUCAACCAGGCAAGAGGCAGACCCGGAGGCAGUGGCAGAUGCUGAACAAUUCUCCGCCGAGAACGUGUCGGAACUAACACCGCCAGCGACGCCUCCGGCCCCAGGGCCGCCCACAUCCCCCGCGAGUAGUAUUGGCAGCAAUGUGGACUUCCAGGCGCGCACUCGUCGCGAACUGGAACGAAAUCGAGAAUUUGUUGGCUCUCUGCUGGCGGCGUAUGAGCGCAUGGAAAAGUUAUGGAAUCCCAGGCAUCCCGACUACAAGUACAAUGCGAAGCGAAGUGUUUAUGGAGAAUUGGCUGCGCCACUGGAGGGCAUCUGCCAGAUGCAGCUGACCGGCGCCGAAAUCUUCGCCGUACUCAAGGAGCUGCGGAGUCGCUAUCGACGGGAGCUGAGCAAGCUGAAUGCCCUCGGCGGUAAGCACAAGUCCCGUCUGUGGUACUUUGACAAGAUGCACUUCCUCAGAGGCGUCAUCGAGAACAAGCGAGCCGAAAGGGAUGCCAAGGUCACCAAUGAGAGUACCGAAAGCGAGAAGUCCUGUGAAACCGAUGCCGAGUCCUGCAGCAAGUCUGCACUGUAUCGGGAGGUGCUCAGCUUCAUCCUGGAUGCAUUCAAGCGGCUGGAGUGUCUGUGGAAUCCCCAGCACUACGAAUAUACCAGCUGCAGCAAGAAGGAACUGUACCGGGAGAUCUCUGGCCAAUUGCAGGAGGAGCUGAACUACGAGCUGAGUGGCGACGAGUGCUACAAGGAGAUACAGAAGCUGAGGACGCGCUACCGCAAGGAGCUGCGCAUGGUGAUCAAACACAAGGGACUGUAUCUGCCCAAGCUCUGGUGCUACGACGAGAUGGAGUUCCUGCAUCCGAUACUGCAAGAGCAGAUCUUCAAUAAGAUAAGCAAGAAAGUCGGUGUGGUGGAGACCAAUCAGAAGACAAAGUUCAUUGACGCCAGCUCCAUUGAAUUCGGAUCGGCAGAGGAUCAGCUGCAGUUUGUGGAGAUCUAUCGCAACUAUGCGGCGUUGUGGGAUGUGGAUCAUCCCGACUUUCGAUCGAAUGCCUACCGCAGUCAGGCGCUGACCCAGAUGUUGGACGAGCUGAACACAACCUUCCACACAGCGUAUGCCGCCGAGCAGCUGGAGAAGACUCUGUUCGAGCUGCGCAAGGAGUUUUCAGCGCAGAAACGGAAAUUACUCACCAACCCAGGAGAAUCGUGCAGCGUUCCCCUGCUGCACGCCAGACUGGCAGACUUUCUGGAACAGAAUCUGGGUCCUUUUCGAUGCGAUGUCUGCUCAGAGCUCAUCAAAACCUGCGACCAGUAUAAGGUGCAUCGCUCCGGGCACGACGGCACCCCGCCCUUCAUUUGCACGCUCUGCGGCAAGGGCUUCCAGAUGCCGUGCAAUCUGACUGUGCACAUUCGACGGCAUCGGCGCGACUUUCCCUAUGCGUGCGAGAAGUGCGACAAACGCUUUGCCACCUCCACAGAGGUGGCCAUCCACCUGCGGACACACACUGGGGAGCGACCCUACAUUUGUGACCUGUGCGGGAAAUCCUUCAAGACGUGGUCCUUCUUCGACAUACAUCGGCGCAGACACCUCAACCAGUCAACAUUCAGCUGCCCCAUCUGUGCGAAGGGAUUCUACGAGAAGAAUCGCUUCACAGACCACAUGAACUCCCACUGGGCCAUACGCAAGCACCUGUGCACGGUGUGUGGCAAGACCUUUACCACCUAUGGCAACCUCAAGAAGCACACCGAACUGCAUUUGGCCGUGAAGAAGUACAAGUGCUGCACGUGCGGCAAGCGAUUCGCCCAGUUCGCCAGUCUACGAUGGCACAAAAAGCGUGCACACGGCUCCGGGCAAUCGGAGGAGACGUAGACCCACUUCUGUGGGGCUACUCCAGGUUAUUUACACGCCAAUCGUAGAGAGUUAGUUACUAGUAAAAAGUUACAAGUUAUAUUGCCAUCAUCCACUUGAGGAUAUUGCCAGCUGAAAGUGUACUUAUCUUGCGCUAAGUAAUGUAUUUAUUUACCAUUUAAGUAUGUCUGUUAAAUGGCCAGGCAGCAAGAGUUCUGCUGCUUGAGUUCUGUACGCUUAAUCGCUAUAAUCGAGCGAUUAGGUUUCCAUUAGCCGAUCGAUUGUAACUUGCCUUAUGGGUUCAGUUCGGUUCGUUUCGGUUCGGUCGAAAUGUCAUUGAAAGUGAAACCCAAGGCACAUUGAAUGUAUUUAUGUACAUCGUAAAUGAAUGUAAGUGUUCUCUUCAGCUCUUUUGAAGUGGAAACAACCAGUUGGAUUGGGAUAUAUUCUGUAAGAAACUGGAAUAAACUCAUUUUAAGAGAACAAAUUCUCUGCUCAGGCUA
This is a messenger RNA of Drosophila guanche, 3392 nucleotides long. RefSeq names its product zinc finger protein 479. The transcript is spliced from 5 exons. The record is from RefSeq and is a predicted model, not a curated record. Gene Ontology annotation, cellular component: nucleus. The coding region runs from base 244 to 2910 and encodes 888 amino acids. Gene Ontology annotation, biological process: regulation of transcription by RNA polymerase II. Lineage: Eukaryota; Metazoa; Arthropoda; Insecta; Diptera; Drosophilidae. Gene Ontology annotation, molecular function: RNA polymerase II cis-regulatory region sequence-specific DNA binding; DNA-binding transcription factor activity.